UCGCUGUUCUCCCCCUCCCAUAACCCCCCGCGCCGGCCGUUGUGCCCGCCUCUGUAAAGAUGGCGACGGUGUCGGUGUUUCCCGGCGUGCGGCUCCUCAGUAUCGGGGACGCGAACGGGGAGAUUCAGAGACACGCGGAGCAGCGGGAGCUGCGGCUGGAGACACGGGGAGGGGAUAUAGCGCUGUAUAAUGCAGAAAAUGUCUGCGUAUUCAAGUGCACGAUCAGCGCGGACACAGAGUGCAGCCGCGUGGGGAAGCAGUCCUUUAUCGUCACUCUGGGCUGUAAUAGCGUCCUGGUGCAGUUUGCCACCCCGUCAGAUUUCUGUUCAUUUUACAACAUUAUCAAGAACUGCAGGUGUUCAUCUUUGGACAAAAGUGUUUUUAGUGAGCGCACAGAGGAGUCCUCAGCAGUGCAGUACUUCCAGUUUUAUGGCUACCUGUCACAGCAGCAGAACAUGAUGCAGGAUUACGUGAGGACCGGCACUUACCAGAGAGCCAUCCUGCAGAACCACACAGACUUCAAAGACAAGGUUGUCUUGGAUGUUGGCUGUGGUUCAGGGAUCCUGUCCUUCUUUGCAGUCCAGGCUGGUGCUCGCAAGGUGUACGCUGUGGAAGCCAGCAGCAUGGCGCAGCACGCGGAGCUACUGGUGAAGAGUAACAACCUGACUGAUCGCAUCGUGGUGAUACCAGGGAAAGUGGAGGAGGUGUCUCUUCCGGAACAGGUGGACAUUAUUAUUUCCGAGCCCAUGGGAUACAUGCUUUUCAAUGAGAGGAUGCUGGAGAGUUACCUACACGCAAAGAAGUUCCUUAAAAGCACUGGUAACAUGUUUCCAACGAUCGGAGACGUCCACCUAGCUCCAUUCACAGAUGAGCAGCUCUAUAUGGAGCAGUUUACAAAAGCCAACUUUUGGUAUCAGCCUUCCUUCCAUGGCGUAGACCUCUCCGCACUGCGUGGAGCUGCUGUGGACGAAUAUUUCAAACAGCCCGUUGUGGACACUUUCGAUAUACGAAUCCUGAUGGCCAAAUCCGUGAAGUAUACAGUAAAUUUCUUGGAUGCCAAAGAGUCUGAUUUGCACAGGAUAGAGAUUCCCUUCUCUUUCCACAUGCUCCAGUCUGGCCUGGUACAUGGCUUGGCGUUCUGGUUUGAUGUCGCUUUCAUUGGAUCCAUAAUGACUGUCUGGCUUUCCACUGCCCCCACUGAACCCCUCACUCACUGGUACCAGGUACGCUGCCUAUUGCAGUCGCCGCUCUUCACCAAAGCCGGAGAUACCCUGUCUGGGACGGUUCUGCUCAUUGCUAAUAAGAGGCAGAGUUAUGACAUCAGUAUUGUUGCUCAGGUUGAUCAGACUGGGUCCAAAUCAAGUAACCUGCUGGAUCUGAAAAACCCCUUCUUUAGGUACACAGGCAGCACUCCCUCUCCUCCGCCUGGCUCACACUACUCAUCGCCUUCUGAGACUAUGUGGAACACAGCAGGGGCGUACACCAUGAACACAGGAAUGGGCAUGGGAGGAAUGCCCACGGCGUAUGAUCUCAGCAGUGUUAUAGCCGGAAGCUCAGGCAUCAGCCACAGUAACCUCAUCCCUUUAGGUGAGCAGCCUGCGGCCAUGUGUUCUCCUUCAUCUCUGCACCUGGAGCCCCAAGACCUGACACUCGGAACCUCCACUAACACGGGAAUCGUUAAUCACACCCACUCCAGAAUGGGAUCUAUCAUGAGCACAGGCAUCGUCCAAGGAUCGGCCACAGGACAAGCUGGUUCCAAUCCCUCCACCCACUACCCAGUCAACAACCAGUUCACCAUGGGUGGCCCGGCCAUCUCUAUGGCAUCCCCCAUGUCUAUCAAUACCAACACAAUGCAUUAUGGGAGUUAAAAUUGGUUCACACUGCCCCACAACCCUCUGCUUCUCUUUCCCCCACCUCCACCCCCCCUUCCCCCUGACCUAUUCAAACUGACAGCAACAGGAUACCAAAUGACGCAGGGAUGUCUCUGCAUUGCCUCAUCCUUAUCUUUGCAGAACCUAUAAGCAGAACUCUGCAUUCCUUACUUCCUCCCACUCCUUGUAUCCCCAUCCCGUAUUCUAAUCCUUUUUCCAUUUGUACCAUAACACAAAGCAGGGCGCUUUGCUUUCCGAAAUAAUGGACUUGUACAUUUUUUGUUUUUUAAAGAAAUUCUAAAAAUAUCAUGCAGUGUCAUAAAAAAAAAAAAAAAAAAAAUGCAGCAAAUGGAAAUCGUGAGAAACUGCCUGUACGUUACCAAGGAGAAGAAAAAAAAAAUCAUGUAUUGCUCUUUCAGCAUGUGCAGGUGUCUUAUACUGGACUCUUCACUUUAUUUUUAUGGCCCCCGGGCAUUGCUGUGAAUUAGUAUUCUGAUUCUGUACAUUGAAAGGGAAAGGGGGGAAGUUGAGGAGGCUUUACAAGCAGUAGACUGCUCUGCAACACGAGAGUUGUGCUGACUCUGACCAGGGAAAGGGGUGUGAGGCUAUUUAAGUUGGUGGGGAAUAUUUUUACAGUUCAUUUACUUCCAGCUGCUGGUUUCUGCCCUUUGGGAAGCAAAUAACGUGCCCCCCCCCCCCCUCCCCUUAAUUUGAUUCACUCCUCCCCCUAUUUGCAGUAAUACGUCGUCUUUCAUUAGGGUGGGGACUGGAUCAAGUUCAGAUUGUACAGACACCUCUGCUGUAGUCACCCUAAACAUGGUCCUUUUUGUUUAGUUGACGGUGUAUGGUAUCUGGAAGAAAAGAUGGUAGUCUCCAUUAAGUUUUGAGAUUCCUCCAAAACAUUGCAUUAGGGCUCGUAAAAUUAAUUGCUUAGAGAUGCGGCUCAGUAUGUACACUCUGCAGUCUAGGUAUGGUUACAGUGUGUACCGUUGUGGCAGCCAUUUUCCAAUAUCCUUAUGAUCUGGUCUGUGAUGACACAAGUUGUUGUGAUGUGAUAGACUGCUGGGUAUUGGUUUUUGCCAGAGAUGGUUGCCUUCAUGAAGCACAGGAGUAUAUGGUCUCCAUCGAAAUACCAGGGAUCCUAAGCUACUCAUAAGUCUAAAAUCCCCCACCACACCCCUCUUUUUAAUUUAUUUUUUUAAGACCUGAAUUGAAAAACUUGAUUAGAAUUGUUUGCAUCACAUGCAUUGGUAAUGGGCCAAUUGUACAUCAGAAUACCAAUGCAGAAGAAUAUAACGUAUACAUUGUAAUGGCAUGCUUCUAGUCUGUACAGUGUAACAGUGAAAGUGUCAUUUGUAAAGGUAGGGUUGGCACUUGGAGAAAUACAGCCAGAUUGUAUUCCAAGCCUUUUGCUAUUUUUCUGGGAACAGAAUCUUAACAGUUGCGUUUUUUUAUUUUAUUUUAUUUUUUUUAUAGAUAGGGAGGUAUCUAAUUUGCUGCAGGAAUUUGCGAGGACAGUGUUUUAAAGAGAAUUAGUAGCUGUCAAUUCUCAAUCAUUCUAUACUUGGCUGUAGCAGCUUUCAGCCUCUGCCUGUUGUCCUACCUCCACACCCUAAUUACUGUUUGUUUAAGUUUGGUAACGGCUGUAUUGACCAGACUUUUCUAAGAUAUCACAAUGCUGGGAGCCUAUGUCAGGCUGUGAGGUCAUAUGGAUUAUAAUCGUAAUAGACUGUAGCUGGGUUUUAUGUACAAAACGCUAAGUCUGUAUGUGGCUCUAUGGAGGGAUGGUAGCUGUAAUCAUUGUUGCUGCUGGACUUUGGGUCUUUUCCAUGGAUAGAGGGCCCAGGAAGUGCAGAAGUAAAUGUGAAGCUCUUACUGGACGAAUGACAGUCUGUUUUCCCCAGAAUCCGUUAAGCUGGACUCGCCUCAGUCUCCCAUCCUCUACCUCUGCUUUUCCAACUUUGCUGCAAAGUGGAUAAAGCAUGUUCUGAAUGCAUCCGUCCUUUUCAUUUUUUUUUUUUUCUUUGUCCAUGUUUAUAUUCUCAAUAGUCUCUGAGUUGAUUCUUAGUGUUAAGGCUGUGUAAAAAAUGAUGAUCUUUUUCUUUCUGGUUAGUGUCUCAUUUUCCUUUCCGUAAUUAGAUGUUUUUUUUUUUUUUGUUUUUUUUAUUAAUUCGAAAUUUAAAUUUCAUCAUGCAACAUAUCAUUAACAUGUCAUUUUGUCUCUGUAUUCAAUGGGAUGGCAGACUGUCGUUUUAGGAUGGAUUUUCAGAGGUAAUGUUGAAAGACAAGUAGGAAGCCAUUUCUAACACAGCCGCUGUUCUUAAGUCUGCCUGUAGUGUUCAAUAAAGUUAGGAGGGAUUUUUUUUUUUUUUU
Molecule: messenger RNA, 4244 nt
Organism: Pseudophryne corroboree (corroboree frog)
Lineage: Eukaryota; Metazoa; Chordata; Amphibia; Anura; Myobatrachidae
Gene: CARM1
Product: coactivator associated arginine methyltransferase 1
Exons: 16
Coding region: 60-1868 (602 amino acids)
Biological process (GO): peptidyl-arginine methylation
Molecular function (GO): protein-arginine N-methyltransferase activity
Source: RefSeq, a predicted model, not a curated record